Prinia subflava (tawny-flanked prinia) is the source of this 2743-nucleotide messenger RNA. It is a transcript of the gene ENTPD6, whose product is annotated as ectonucleoside triphosphate diphosphohydrolase 6. The record is from RefSeq and is a predicted model, not a curated record. Lineage: Eukaryota; Metazoa; Chordata; Aves; Passeriformes; Cisticolidae. The transcript has 14 exons. The coding region runs from base 176 to 1504 and encodes 442 amino acids. Gene Ontology annotation, molecular function: hydrolase activity. Gene Ontology annotation, cellular component: Golgi apparatus.
CACGGGUCGCGCGCCCGCCUCGCGCCUGCGCGCUGGGGGCGCGGCCGCCCGCGAGCCGGGUCGGCGGCCAUGGCGGGGCCGGCGGGGGCGGCGAGCGGUGUGGGAACCGCCUGUCCUGCGUGAAGGAAGAGGAGCAGCCCACUUGAUGAAGGGAAGGAGCCAAACAUCCCAUUAAAUGGAAGCCAUGAAGAUAUCAAAGCGCUUCUUCGCUUUUGGGAUCCUGACGUGCAUAGCUGUUUAUGUUGCGUACAUAAAAUGGCACCUGGGCUCCAAACCACUGGUGGGAGGCACUGAAGGAGCUGCUGAAAGCAGGGCAGAUAAGCUGGCCCAUCAGGCAGUGACCACAGACCUCUCUGUCUUCUAUGGAAUCAUGUUUGACGCAGGAAGCACGGGGACUCGCAUCCAUAUAUUUAAAUUUGCACAGCAGCCAAGAGAGACUCCCAGAUUAACCCAUGAGACGUUCAAAGCACUGAAACCAGGUCUGUCUGCAUAUGCUGAUGAUGUUGAAAAGAGUGGCCAGGGAAUAAAAGAGCUCCUGGAGGUGGCAAAGAAGGAAGUUCCUGUGGAGCUGUGGAAGUUUACUCCUCUGGUCCUGAAAGCCACAGCUGGCCUACGGUUGCUGCCAGGAGAGAAAGCUCAGAAGUUGCUGGAAAAGGUGAAGGAGAUUUUCCAGGCCUCCCCCUUCUUUGUGAGGGACAAUUGCGUGUCUAUUAUGAAUGGAACUGAUGAAGGUAUUUCAGCCUGGAUCACAAUAAACUUUUUAACAGGCCGGCUGGAUGACCCUCAGAGGAGAAGUGUGGGGAUGCUGGAUUUGGGUGGAGGAUCAACACAGAUCACCUUCCUUCCGCGCACCAAGGCAACUCUCCAGACAUCACCAUCUGGCCACACCACUUCCUUUCAGAUGUUUAACCACACCUACAGGCUGUAUUCAUACAGUUACCUGGGACUGGGGCUGAUGUCAGCAAGGCUCGCCAUUCUGGGAGGAGUGGAGGGAAAACCCCUAGGAGAAGGGGAGGAAUUGGUCAGCCCUUGUUUACCACCUGGCUUCAAAUCCGAAUGGCAGCACGCUGAGAUCGUGUACAGAAUUAAAGGACAGAAGGCAGGUGAGCCUCUGUACGAGUCUUGUUCUAAUAAAGUGGCAAAGAUGCUCUACAAGAAGGUGCACAGAGCUGGGGAAGUGAAGGACCUGGACUUUUACAUUUUCUCCUACUACUAUGACUGUGCAGCAGAGGCUGGCCUCAUAGAUAAAGAAAAAGGAGGAAGCUUAACUGCCAGUGACUUUGAAAUUGCAGCUAAAUAUGUUUGUAAGACCAUGGAAAUCAGCCCUGGAAAGAGCCCUUUUCUCUGCAUGGACCUCACGUACAUCACCUUCCUGCUGCAGGAGCUGGGCUUCCCCAAGAGCCAGGGCUUUAAGCUUGCCCGGAAAAUCGACAAUGUUGAAACGAGCUGGGCCUUGGGAGCCACUUUCCAUUACAUUGACUCACUGAACAGACUGCAGUACUAACACUCCUAGAAAGGGACUUUUUGGCAUUUCCAUUUUUUGGAAGCCCAUCAUGGGAAGCCCUACUGAAGGGUGUGCUUUUGGCUUCCAGAGUCCUUUGGAAGAUCACCGUGAACUCCACUCUAUCCUCCCGCCCCUGCCCAUCCCCACCAUCGCCAGCUCUUCUUUACAGUGCAGAGUGUAAAGGAAGAGCCUUGAUUUGGCAGCACGUGCCGUCAGCUUAACGAAAAACUGGAUCAUUUUGGAAGGAAAACCAGGACUCUGCAGCACAUCUAUGAUCUCUAUGAGAAAAACACACCUUUUUGGGACUGUGCCUGUACCAUGUGCUGAAGUUGCUGAACGGUCACUCCAGAAGGAGCUCUUUACCGUCCUGAUUUCAGGGUGCUUUUUUCCUGUUUGUCAGCAGUUUUUGGUGAUGAUUUUUAUUUUAUUGCUCCUGUGUUCGAAGGUAAACUUGUGUGUGUGCAAAAACGGUGCAUUUACACAUUAUGCUGCUGACAGGCAGCGGCUUUGAAGUGCAGCAUGGAAGUCACAGCUCUGUGCUCCAGUUGCUGAAGGAGAAAAGCUCAGGAAGACUCCAGAACUGGAUAUAGGCUUGGAGGCAUGACUUGGAGCCUUUGUGCCCUGUAGGGUCCAAGCCUAACAUUGAUUCCCUGGCUGUUGGGAGGUGGAUGGUGGAAGACAACAUCAGAUUUGCUGGAUGAGCCAGGCCUGGGAGCUGGGUACAAGGAUAUCGAUGGAUUUGACAGUUCUAGAGCUGGUCAGAGGAAGAUGGAAGAACAAGAGGCAGCCACAAAAAUAAACCCUGAGCAUGGCUCACUGGACAUUGCAGACUUUGGUGCCCUGGCGAGGUUGAUGCGGGGCUGGGGAUGAAUGCAUUUGUGUGGUAUUUUGGGUGUCUCUCCCUGCAGACACAUCUGUUCUAAGUGACUGUACUGUGGCUGCAGUGAGCCAGGGCAGGGUGAGGUGCUGCACUCCAGCAGGGCAGGGAGCGAUCGCAGGGGCUGCGGGGGAUAUGCUGUGCUCUUUGUAAUCUGACUGUGGAUUUGUGAUGUAUUUGGUGAAUGUAUAGAGGAGACCCCAGCGGUCUUCUGGGGGUGCAGGGGAGCCCGGCCUGACGGACGGGCUCGGGGCAGCAGCACAUGCCAGGGCAGCGCGCUGUGUGCCACGCUGCUGGCUCAGUGUACCGGGGACACCUGAACCCCGCUGUGCCGACAAUAAACCCCCAAUUUACAAUCAGAA